Saccostrea cuccullata (small rock oyster) is the source of this 1401-nucleotide messenger RNA. Its product is annotated as E3 ubiquitin-protein ligase DZIP3-like. The transcript is spliced from 4 exons. Lineage: Eukaryota; Metazoa; Mollusca; Bivalvia; Ostreida; Ostreidae. The annotation marks the transcript as partial. The record is from RefSeq and is a predicted model, not a curated record.
AUGGCUUGCGGUAAAUAUAUUUCAACAAAGGAGACAACCCAUGCUGCCCGUUUGUCUCGACUUUUGGUGGAUCCAUGUACAGAUCUUUUCAGAGAUCUCCGGGUCCAUGUAACUGAAGUCCAGUUUCCAUUCGUCCUUCAAAACUGCAAAGCAAUUUUAUUACCCAUCAUUAACAAAGUCCAGAGAAAUUUACUUUAUCCCAAAUCAAAACAAUUUCUGGGAACAUAUGAAGAUCUUGACUUGUCUUUGCUUUACAUUCUAUUGAGAAAUAUAUCAGGGAUACCACCCCACAAGAACGGAUGGGGUAAACAACCAGAUCCAAUAGACAGAUCUCUCUCCGCCAACAUUGAUCGCAUUAGAGAGACAAGAAAUACCUAUUGUGGACAUGCAUCUCGAGUUUCACUUAAUGAGACGGAUUUUAACAACAUCUGGCAUGACCUAGUGUUAAUAAUCUCUGAACUUGAAGGAAGUCUAUGGGCAGGAUGUACAAAGUAUACAGAUGCAGCUAAGAUGAUAAAAACUGAUACAAUGGACCCAGAAAGAGAAGAGAGAUAUUUAGACACAAUUGAUAACCAGUAUGAAUGCAUCAAAGAUUUAAAAGAAUCAGCAACAAGAAUAAUAAAGGAACAGGAAAAAAUAUUCGAAAAACAACACCAGCUACAAGAAAAGCAGGACAGACUUGCGCAUGGACUACAACAACAAACGCAUGAAUUAAGCCCUCACUUACACAAAAAAGAAGAAGAAUUGAAAUCAGAAUUGCAAAGACAUGAAGUUGAACUUAAAUAUCAACAACAGAAACAGAAGAAAGAAAUGAAAUCUGUACUACAAAGACAAGAAACAAGGUUUCGAUGUAAACAACAAAGAUGUGAUACAAAACUUAAAUAUGCGUUGCAAACACAGAAAUCAGAACUUACAAAUGAACAAGAAAAACUAGACAUUGAACUGAAAUGCGCGCUGCAAAAGCAGGAAACGUUCCUGAUGUCAGAAAUGCAGAAACAAGGACUGGAGCAAAGAACUGAGCAACAAUCGCAUAAAGCAGGAUUAGAGGUGGUCAAAGAACGACUUUCAGUAAUAGAAAAACAUUCUGAAUGCGAAAGAAAUAACAUUCUGGAUAACACAGUAGCAAUUCUUCAAGCUAAAAGGUCCAACAGUGUCUAUGUAAGGAUAUCAGUUGUAGAAAGAAUUAUAGAAAAACUCAAAGAACAUCGAUUUUUAAUAUUGACGGGGAAAGCAGGAAGUGGAAAAACAACUACAGCUUAUCACGUGAUGUGUGAGCUGUCAAGUGAGUCGUAUACACCUGUUCUAUUAAGUUCUCCCGAGGAGUGGAACAAAGUUAUCAACCCUUUUCAGCAAUAUUUUGUUUUCCUUGAUGACUUCAUUGGAUCAAAAAAUUUUGAUGAA